AUGACUUGUCCAUUCUACUUCAAUAUGAACACGUUGUUGUGCAUCUUGGUUUUAGUGAUAGGCUUUCGUCAUGGGUCAGCCCAGUUCGAGACUCCUACCCUAGCACCAGAUUUAUUGACACCGAUGAAUGCUAUGGAUGCAAAUGUCACCAAUACUGAAGUUGAAUCGCGUUUUAUGUCCAUACUGGAAGAGUUCUUACGAAAUAACACGAAUGCUUCAUCAUAUCGAGAUGCCCUUGAAAACCUUUUUAAUAGUACGUUCAAUAAUGAGACCGCAGCCAAGGUUACCGAAACAGUCUUAAAGCUUUUCCAAGAUGCUGAAAGAACGAUUAAUGUCAUAACUAACAAUGGAGAACCCGUUGAGAGCACCGUUAAAGGAGUUAUGCAGAAUAUCACAGAGGGAGCUAAUGACAUGGUACAGCAGCUUUUAAACGCCAGGACGUUUGAGGAAGUAGUGGCUCAGGCCUCAGAAAUCGGACAGGACUUCGCUAGAACUAUAAUUUAUAAUAUUAUAGCACCAACCGUAGGAAUUAGGGGAAGUGGUAACAAUGCGAUGUUAAGGCUGUUAGGAAGUAACCAGUCAUUUGGUGGAUAAGCGAAGGUUCCAGGGCAUCUUCAGGAGCUGUAGUUAGCGGAGACACCAGCUCUGCAGCUGCUUCAAGAUUAUCUUGAAACAUUUUAAUAAUAAAAUUUAUAUUCAUCCGAAUAAAAGGAAUUCUUAAUUCAUUAUGUGAUUUGAGAUUCGCAAAAUAUAAAUAAAAACAUUAAAAUUACUCAAUUAAAGUGUCUUCAAAGGUUGACUAAGAAUGAGAAAUCUUAUUUUGCUGUAGACAAGACCUUUAAUAAAGAUCAGCUUAUUUUCAGCAAUUA
Messenger RNA from Manduca sexta (tobacco hornworm), 869 nucleotides. RefSeq lists its product as uncharacterized. Bases 1 to 594 code for a protein of 197 amino acids. The transcript is spliced from 11 exons. The record is from RefSeq and is a predicted model, not a curated record. NCBI's taxonomy places the organism in Eukaryota, Metazoa, Arthropoda, Insecta, Lepidoptera, Sphingidae.